AGCUCGUCGCCAUCUUGGACUCUGGCUGAAUAAUAAAUUUCCGCGCACGGGGUACCAUCUUUCUUGAAACGUCCCUAGUAGAGAGUGUUUCAGCUUCUGCGUUCCUGUCGUCUACCUGUGGUCAGCGGCUUACGCGUGACCCGGAGCGAGGCCAGGCAGCCCUCCCUCGAGGCCCGCGUCGCCAUGGCCGCGGUUCCCGAGUUGCUGCAGCAGCAGCAGGAAGAGGAGGACCGCAGCAAGCUGAGAUCUGUGUCUGUGGACCUGAAUGUUGAUCCCUCACUUCAGAUUGACAUACCUGAUGCACUCAGUGAGAGAGAUAAGGUCAAGUUUACAGUACACACCAAGACCACACUGCCCACAUUUCAGAGCCCAGCAUUUUCUGUUAUAAGGCAACAUGAAGAUUUUGUAUGGCUACAUGACACUCUUUCUGAAACUGCAGACUAUGCUGGGCUUAUUAUUCCACCUGCUCCUACAAAGCCUGACUUUGAUGGCCCUCGAGAGAAGAUGCAGAAACUGGGGGAGGGUGAAGGGUCUAUGACCAAAGAAGAAUUUGCCAAGAUGAAGCAAGAGCUGGAAGCUGAAUAUCUUGCUGUCUUUAAGAAGACUGUGUCCUCCCAUGAAGUCUUUCUUCAGCGGCUCUCUUCUCACCCUGUUCUCAGAAAAGAUCGCAACUUUCAUGUAUUCCUGGAAUAUGAUCAGGAUCUGAGCGUUAGGCGGAAAAAUACCAAAGAGAUGUUUGGUGGUUUUUUCAAAAAUGUGGUGAAAAGUGCUGAUGAAGUCCUUUUUUCUGGAGUUAAGGAGGUAGAUGACUUCUUUGAGCAAGAGAAGAAUUUCCUCAUUAACUAUUACAAUAGGAUCAAGGAUUCAUGUACAAAAGCUGACAAAAUGACCAGAUCUCAUAAAAAUGUUGCAGAUGACUAUAUCCAAACUGCAGCCUGCCUGCAUAGCCUGGCUUUAGAAGAGCCCACAGUCAUCAAAAAGUACCUAUUGAAGGUUGCUGAACUAUUUGAAAAGCUUAGGAAAAUAGAGAGUCGAGUCUCCUCAGAUGAAGAUUUAAAGGUGACAGAGCUCCUUCGAUAUUACAUGCUCAACAUAGAGGCUGCUAAAGAUCUCUUAUACCGGCGUACCAAAGCCCUCAUUGACUAUGAGAACUCAAACAAAGCGUUGGAUAAAGCACGGUUAAAAAGCAAAGAUGUCAAGUUGGCUGAGGCACACCAGCAGGAAUGCUGCCAGAAAUUUGAACAGCUUUCUGAAUCUGCAAAAGAAGAACUAAACAAUUUCAAACGAAAGAGAGUGGCAGCAUUUAGGAAGAAUCUAAUUGAAAUGUCUGAACUGGAAAUAAAGCAUGCUAGGAACAAUGUCACCCUCUUGCAGAGCUGCAUUGACUUGUUCAAGAACAACUGAUCUGCUUUUUCUCUGGAUGAAGGAUAUGAAUGUGAAAGCCAGCAUCACUUGCACUUAAAUCAUCACCACAGAAGAUUUAUUACCUUUGACUUUAGUUUAAAAUUAUGUUAAUAAAUAUUUUGAUUUCUAAAAAUCUUAACACUUAACCAUGUUGGUUUAAAAAUAUUUCUAUUACAUGCUACUUGGACAUAACUAAUCUUCCGUAUGCAUUUAAUAGCUCAAAGUGGGCAGAAUCUAAAACUGGGUUCUCCUGUAAUUUGUUUUUAAUUAUUAAGAAAGGGUGCAGGAUAUAUGUGCCUUAUGCAAACAAGUAUAAGGAAUUGCCUGGUGCAUGUAGUCUCACAGUUUCAUGUGCCCGUGUCCCUACAAACCAGUUGUUUUAGGGUAGGUGUCAAUUACAACAAAUAACUACUUGUUACAGAUAACAGACAUUCCAUUCCUUAAUUAGGUAACUUCCCUGCCUUAGUAUCCUCACAGUUCUAGUCAUCUUAAGUGUCUGUAUUAC
Phyllostomus discolor (pale spear-nosed bat) is the source of this 1909-nucleotide messenger RNA. It is a transcript of the gene SNX5, whose product is annotated as sorting nexin 5. Gene Ontology annotation, cellular component: endosome. Gene Ontology annotation, molecular function: phosphatidylinositol binding; dynactin binding. The coding region runs from base 184 to 1404 and encodes 406 amino acids. The record is from RefSeq and is a predicted model, not a curated record. Gene Ontology annotation, biological process: pinocytosis; intracellular protein transport. The transcript is spliced from 14 exons. Lineage: Eukaryota; Metazoa; Chordata; Mammalia; Chiroptera; Phyllostomidae.